AUGGGUAGCGUCUCCGACUCCACUGCCACCGUUUGGCUCUGGAACCAGCAGGUCCCUACGCGGAUCGAAGAAUGCGCCCACGAGCUGAUUCAGCGUCAAAUUCAACUGCGACCUUUGGCAGUUGCUGUGGAUGCGCACGACGGAUCGCUCACCUACGCUGAGCUUGACGAAGCUAGCAAUCGCUUAGCGCAUUACUUGGUCAAACUUGGAAUUAAACCUGAAGAUGUAGUGCCACUUUGCUUUGAAAAGUCUGUAUGGGCAAUUGUUGGUAUCCUCGCGGUGUUGAAAGCUGGCGCGGCCAUGGUUUUCUUGGACCCAUCCCACCCUGAGAGCCGGAGAGAAUACAUCUUUACCGAAGUGGAAGCCAAAGUCAUAGUUUGCUCGACUCAACAAUCACAUCUCUUCGAAUCGAAUUGCCCCCCGACUUUUACACUGAGCAAGGACACCCUACAGACUCUUCCAUUCCAGAAGUCCCCCCCGAAAACCACGGUCAGCCCUGCGAACUUACUCUACAUUAUUUUCACUUCGGGUAGCACCGGAACUCCGAAAGGCUGCCUGAUCGAGCAUUCUUCCUUUUGUAGUGGCUCGAUACGCCAUGCGGAAAGAGCGCGCAUCCUCCCAUCGAGCCGCGUUAUGCAGCUCGCCUCGUACACUUUCGAUGUCAGCAUGCUUGAAAUUCUCACAUCUCUAAUUAGCGGUGCCACCAUCUGCACCCCCAACAUGGCCAUGAUGGCUAACGGCCCAGCCUACAUCAUAAACGAGUACAAGAUUACUUGGACAUUUAUGACCCCUUCUUUAGUAAAGAUGAUGGCGCCUAGUAUGGUCCCAAGCCUAGAAACCCUUGCAUUAGGAGGAGAGCCUCUGUCGAAGAUUGAUGUCGAGACUUGGGCCGACCAUGUCCAACUAGUCAACGGAUACGGGCCCAGCGAGUGCUCGGUGGCAGCAUCUGGGAACACCGAAAUGACAGCAUCCACAGACCCUGCGAACAUCGGGUAUGCGGUCGGAGGCGUUUGCUGGAUUGUUGACGCAGAUGACCACGAUGUUUUGCUCCCACCGAACACCGUCGGUGAACUCCUGAUCGAGGGUCCAAUCCUAGCCCGUGGAUAUCUUAAGAACCAGGAGAAAACUGAUGAAGUAUUCGUUGAGUCUCCAGCCUGGGGUCCGUUGACGAAAUCUGGACACAGAAGGAGGUUAUACAAGACAGGUGAUCUUGCUAAAUUCCUGGAUGACGGGUCUAUCUACUUCAUCGGCCGCAAAGACACGCAAGUGAAAUUGAGGGGCCUCCGCAUCGAAUUAGGAGAAAUCGAGCAUCAUAUCGGAACACACCCCCAAGCCCGGCAUCAUAUGGUCAUACUUCCGAAAUCCGGAUUGUUCCAUAACCGCCUUGUCGCAUUGGUCUCCCUAGUGGAUUAUCUGGUCGAAAGCUCGGAGACCGUCGAAGCAGAAGUCCACACGGUCCAGGAGAUGCACGAAGACCCUAUUCAGCAGCACCUUCAGUCUAUUCAAGAAAAUCUGAAGGCCAACGUUCCUGAAUACAUGGUCCCGGAGACAUGGAUCGUACUAGAGAGGUUUCCAAUGUUGAUCUCCGGAAAGCUGAAUCGUUCCCUUGUCAGCAAAUGGGUCACUGAUGCAGAUAACGACUUAUAUCGGGAGGUCGUUGGUAUUGAACUCGAAGACGUACCCAUCACCGAAGAGUCGGACAGCAUCGAAGAGCAACUCCGUGCCAUCUACUCCACUGUUCUCAACCUUCCUAUCGAAAACAUCAGCCACCAGAAGUCCUUCCUCAGUCUGGGUGGUGACAGUAUCACCGCAAUGCAAGUCAUGUCGCGAUGCAGAACUGCAGGACUUGCUGUCAGCGUAAAGGACAUCUUGAGAAGCAAGUCCAUCACCGAACUGUCGUACUGCGUUAAGUCAGCUGGGGAGAACGCGUAUUCAACAGAAGAAAAGCUCGACGUCGCUUUUGAUUUGUCUCCAGUGCAACGAAUGUAUUUCGAUAUUGCACCUACCGAGAUUGAUGAUGCACGACAGACCCGAUUCAACCAAAGCUUUUAUCUCAAGGUGGAGCGGCCAAUAUCCGAAUUUGAUCUUGCUAAGGCACUCGACUUCAUUGUCGCUCAGCAUUCUAUGCUUCGCGCCCGAUUCGUGCGAGAUGAGAGUGGGAAAUGGAUGCAGACCAUCCUUUCUCAGGUCGCCGGAUCGUUUAGCUUUACGGUGCAUAGACUAGAGUCGGCAAAGGACAAUUCUUCUAUCAUGGCUACCACCCAAACGGAAUUGAACACUCAGUCGGGACCAGUUUUCGCGGUUAAUCUCUUCAACACAUCGGCAGAAGGGCAAUAUCUCUUCCUCGUUGCCCACCACGUUAUGAUCGAUUUGGUGUCAUGGCGGGUCAUACUCCGAGAUUUGGAAGAGAUCCUCACCACGGGCACUCUGAAUGCAGAAAAACCCUUGCCCUUUCAAAAUUGGCUUGCACUUCAAUCAGAGCACGAAUCCCAGGUGGGCGAUAUUUCUGAUGUGCUACCUUUUGAUAUCCCUUCUCCUGAUUUCGAUUAUUGGGGAAUGUCGCAUAAAUCAAACCGUAUAUCCGACACCCAGGAGCAGACCUUUACUCUCGAUUCUGCAACUACCAAAGAGCUCCUCGAGGGCGCUUGCCACUCCGCUUUCAACACCGAACCUAUUGAUCUCCUCUUGGCUUCACUGAUCUACGCCUUCAAGAAUACGUUUACAGAUCGAGCCGUUCCUGCAAUAUUCAGAGAAGGUCACGGCAGGGAACCCUUCGACGAAAACAUCGACAUAUCUGGAACGGUAGGUUGGUUCACAACUAUGUAUCCUCUCUACGUCGAUAUGGUCGACAGUUUUGGAAUCCUUGACGUGGUGAAGCGUGCCAAAGAUGUCCGACACAGCGUACCGGGAAAUGGACGCCCUUAUUUUGCAUCGCGCUACCUCAACGAAGCCGGUAUCGCGAAAUUCAAAGACCACGACCACGUCGAACUAUCAUUCGAUUAUCUAGGCCUUUACCAUCAACUAGAGCGAUCUGACGCGCUUUUGACUCAAGUUCCCGGUUACCAGGCAAUCUUUCAAGAUGUUGGGAAGGAAACCCCCCGUUUCGCACUUGUCGAAAUCACGGCUGAGGUCAUUCAAGGGCAGAUGCAACUGUUGUUUGUAUUCAACAAGAAUAUGAAGAACCAGGGCUUGCUAGAAGCUUGGGUGCAGGCUACCAAGGCAUAUCUCGUGGACUCUCUGUCCCAAUUGCAGAACCGCCAACACGAACUUACACUGGCGGACUUUCCCCUAUUGGGGCUUUCAUACAACGACCUGGACAACCUAGUUCAUUCGAAACUGCCAGAAAUCGGCAUCUCGGAUCUUGCACGAGUUGAAAGCAUCUAUCCAAGCUCUCCGAUGCAACACGGCCUACUGAUUUCUCAGGUCAGGUCCGAGGCGCAAGGCUGCUACGAAUACAACCACACCCUCAAGGUGGAGACCAGGAAUCCUUCCGAUAAACUGGAUGUUGAAAAGCUAAAGUUGGCAUGGGCAAAAGUGGUCCAACGCCAUAGCUCUCUACGGACCGUUUUCGUGGAGAGUGCCAGCCGAGCAGGCCUUUAUGACCAGGUCGCGCUUAAGAAAAUCAGCCCAGAGAUCCCCGUCCACGAAUGCCAGCAAGAUGAGGUUGAGGCAAUCUUCGAAUCACAACAGCAACUCGUAUUUCAGAUUGGACAAUCACUCCAUCGAUUUACCAUCUGUCAUAUCUCGACUAAUACUGCCAUUUGCAAACUAGAGAUAAAUCAUGCAAUUAUCGACGGAUCCUCGAUUGCAAAUCUCAUGGGGGAUUUUAUCCUUGCGUACGACGGAAUAAUUAGCAAUCGAAACGGCUUCGCCUUCGAAGACUAUAUCACGCAUGUUCGAAGCCGCCCCAUGAGCUUGGCCAUUGACUUCUGGAGCGAGUACCUUUCAGAGGUCACCCCUUGCUUCUUCCCCCUACUUGCUGGACUGGAGGACGCCAGCGAUCCACAAAAAAAGCUAGAGACUAUCAACAUUGACGUUGGAAUGACAGCUGGGGACUUGACCGAGUACUGUGGGAGCAAAAAUGUUACACUGGUAAAUGUUUUCCAGCUCGCAUGGGGUCUGCUCCUACGAAAGUACAUUGGCUCAGAUGAUGUUUGCUUUGGAUACCUUUCGUCUGGGCGAGACGCACCCUUAGAUGGCAUUGAAGAAGGAGUGGGUGCUUUUAUCACCAUGCUAGUUUCUCGCAUGGAACUUAACGAUUCUGUGUCUCUGUCGGCCGCUCUUGACAAAGUCGCCGACGAUUUGACCCGCGCUCUGCCGAAUCAGCAUUGUGGCCUAGCAGAAAUUCAUCAUGCGUUGAAAAUGGGUAGCCAGCCACUGUUCAACACUAUCAUUUCGUUCCACAGGGAAACCGACCAUGAGACAUUGACAGAUUCCAGUAUCAAGGUGGAAGCAAUUGAAGGAUAUGAUCCGACUGAGUACGCGCUCGCUCUCGAUGUUGGUGUCACGGAGAGCAAAGUCAAUGUCACAUUGCAAUACUGGACUAAUGAUUUCACUCGAUCUCAAGUCACGAAUAUCGGUGCUACACUUGCCAGAGCUCUCGAGUCAACCGUCCAGGAGGCAGAUAAGACAGUCGGAGAAUGUGAUCUCGUCAGCGAGGAGCAUUUGCGCCAACUCCAAACAUUCACAGAUGUAUAUCCCGAAGCAACAAUGGAAUGCAUUCACGAUGCGAUAAAAGUCCAGGUUCUUGCACACCCCGAUGCUGAAGCCAUAUGCUCUUAUGAAGGGAGCUGGACCUACAAAGAGCUUGAUGAACAAUCUACUCGACUUGCGCACCACCUCAUCACUCUUAGAGUGGGCCCGGAAGUCACCGUUCCAUAUUGCUUCCAAAAGUCAGCAUUGACCAUCAUUUCGAUGCUCGCAAUCUUGAAAGCAGGCGGUGCGGCAGUUGCUCUCGAUCCAGGACAUCCGGUUAAUCGACUCGAAGGACUCAUCGAGCAGACAGGCUCGAGGGUCAUCUUGGCCGCACCUGCUAAUGUUCAUAUCUUCAAAGACACCCCACAUGUUGACCACGUUUUGGGGAUUGAUGUGAACUUCAUCAACGGCCUGGCGCAACUGCCGGGGAGCCCCUGCUCAAACGUACAGCCUUCGAAUGCAGCCUUUGUGGUUUUCACGUCCGGAACAACGGGGAAGCCCAAGGGCAUCGUUCUGGAGCAUUACAAUCUACGGACCUGUGCCGUUGCAAUGGGGCCAGUCCUUGGAUUCAGCUCAGAGACUCGCGCCCUCCAGUUUGCCGCGUACACGUUUGAUGUCUCUCUGCAGGAUAUCUUUACAACUCUUCAAUUUGGUGGUACUGUUUGCGUAAUCUCUGACGAUGAGCGCUAUAACGACCUCGCUGGUGGUAUCAACUCUCGAAGGGCUAAUUGGGCUGAUUUGACUGCUACCGUAAGCGGCAUGCUCCGGCCAUCCGACGUACCAAUUAUGAAACGGCUUAAUAACGGCGGCGAGCCUCUGAAUCGCGACGUCGUUGAGACCUGGGCGGAUGAGGUCGAGCUGUACAACCUUUAUGGGCCGGCAGAGACUACAGUCAACCAAACGGCUAGUAAGCGACUCUCAAGGAAUUCUGCAGCUACUAAUAUUGGCCCUGCUUAUGGAACUCAUGUUUGGAUUGUCAACGAAGCAGAUCCAAAUCGUCUUGUUCCAAUUGGCUGCACUGGUGAGAUCCUUAUCGAAGGACCGUUACUAGCAAGAGGGUAUCUGAAGGACCCUGUCAAAACCGCCGCUGCUUUCAUCGAAAAUCCGGAUUGGGUCCACCUUUUCCCAAGCUCUAGAACCAUCCGUCGUUUCUACAAAAGCGGAGAUCUCGGCUUACUCAAUACUGAUGGGAGUAUCACUAUUGUUGGCCGACGUGAUACGCAGGUCAAGAUCAAUGGACAGCGAGUUGAGCUGGACGAGAUCAUGCAUCAGGCCCAACAGCUUUUACCAGAUGGGUAUCAAACUGUCAUUGACGCGAUCUCCAUUGAACAGCACACCAAGAGCAAGACUGUCAUUGCCUACGUCUGCUCUCCAGAGUUCUCCAACCUUGGACAGGGCAAAGAUCAAGCAAGCCUAGAAAUCACUGGUGAUUUACGAGAGCUACUCAAGAGCUUGCAAGGGUCGUUGGCGAAAGUGUUACCGUUCUAUAUGAUACCUUCGCUCUUCGUGCCUAUUUUCAAGAUUCCCUCCACUCAAUCAGGUAAGAUGGACCGCACGACGCUGAGACAGAUGGUAUCUGGCUUCACGAAAGCCCAAAUGUCCCAUUACAUGCUCCGAGAUACCUCAAAAUCUCAACCGAGGACUGAGAUGGAACGACUAUUCCAGAGCCUGUUCAGUGAAACUCUCAGCAUCGAGGCUGAAACGAUCAGCAGGGACGACAACUUCUUUGGCCUGGGAGGCGACAGUGUUGGAGCAAUGAAGAUGGUGGCAGCAGCACGGAAGCACAAUACCACCAUUCGUGUGUCAGAUAUAUUCAAGCAUCCAAACCUUGACGACAUGGCUACUGUAGCUAGGACGACCGACGGCCAAAAGGCAACCGAACAGAUUGAACCUUUCAGCUUGAUUGCCCUCAACGGUUCCCCGCUCGGCAAAGUCAUUCUAGACGUAGCAGCACAAUCCAAUCUUCUAGUCGGAGAUAUUGAAGAUAUUUACCCAACUUCCGCGCUCCAGGAAGGCCUGAUGGCAUUAGGAAUGAGGAAGACCGGGGCAUACAUUGCGCAAAAGGUCUUCAGACUUCCUUCCCACGAUUUCGAUCUGUCGCGCUUCUAUGCCGCUUGGACCACCGUGGUUGAGCAAGAAGCCAUUCUACGAAGUCGUAUCGUCCACUUGCCAAAGAAUGGAAGCCUUCAAGUCGUCCACAGACAGCCACUUGCGUGGCGAGAAGCAGACGAUCUGGAGGCUUACCUUACCAAAGACAAGCUUUCUCCUUUCCAAUACGGGGAUGCUCUAAUGCGAGUGGCCAUCGUCGAGGAGUCCAAGUCUGCCGUUCAUUUCGUCUGGACAGCUCAUCAUGCGAUCUAUGAUGGAUGGACCAUCUCUUUACUCUUUGAGAAAGUCACCCAAGCCUAUCAAGGAGAACGUAUAGCUGAGUCGACACCGUUCAAAACCUUCAUUGGCCGCCUCGGCGAGGUGUCUGAUGCAGCUAACCUAAAGUUCUGGAAAGAUGAGUUCAAAUCGCAAGGAAGCUUCCCCACCAGCUUUCCUAUCGUUGGGCUCGGAUAUGCUGCAGGUUCAAAGAAAACCAUUACCCUGCAUGCUACAGCACCGGCCAUCAAUUCCAACAUUCUGCCUUCCACAAUCAAACGAGCUGCAUGGGCGAUGACACUCGCAACUUACGCAGAUUCAGAGUCCAUCGCUUUUGCUUCAACUGUCUCCGGCCGCAAUGUCCCGAUUUCUGGAAUUGACACGAUUAUGGGGCCAACCAUUACCACCGUUCCGGUGAAGGUGUCAGUGCCAAAAUCAGGUAUAACUACCGGCCAGUUCUUGAAUGCCGUUCAAACUCAAUCUAUCAAUUCAAUGGACUACGAACAUUUCGGACUGCAAAAGAUUCGCGAAGUCAGCCCCGAGGCUCGCGCUGCCGUUGACAAUAUCACGAAUCUUCUCGUAUUGCAGCCGGUUGGCGAAGAUAACGAUUCUUUUCUCGGCAUGGACCCUCUCCCAAGGCCGGAAGAAAACUUUGACAUGUAUCCGCUUGUGGUUCUUUGCAAUUUGGGCAGCAAUGGAGACUUCUCCGUCGAAGCAAUGUAUGACGUAGAUGUUAUUCCUACAGAUCAGAUGACACGAAUGCUCCAUCAAUUUGAGCAUUUCGUGCAGGAGCUCUCCGGAGAUUCUCAGAAGCCCGUCGAAGAGAUUGAGCUACUGAACCCACAUGACCUCAAGGCCAUUACCACAUGGAACGCCGAGCUUCCCGAGAGCAUCGAUGCUCGGAUUCCAGACCUGGUACUCAAGAAUGUUGAAGCCAGACCCAAUGCCGAGGCGAUAUCCGCAUGGGAUGGCACCGCAACCUACAAGCAGCUUGACGUCUUGUCUGCGAAACUCGCAAGCUAUCUGAUCUCUAUUGGCGUUGGUCCAGAAGUCAAAGUAGGGCUUUGCUUCGACAAGUCCAUGUGGAAUAUAAUCUCCAUGUUCGCAGUCAUGAGGCUCGGCGGUGUCUGCGUGCAGCUCCUGCCCAGUUACCCAAUGCCGAGAAUGCUCAACAUCCUUGACGAUAUCGAGGCUUCAGUGGUGCUUGUAUCUCCUCAAUAUGCUGGUCUCUUCGAUGGCAUCGUUCCAAAUGUCCUGUCCAUCGAGACCUCUUUUGUCGAUUCUCUAACCCAGAAAGACUUCAAAACUCCCCAGUACGGACCCGAAAAUGCCGCAUUCAUUGUCUUUACUUCGGGCAGUACGGGAAAGCCCAAGGGCGUCAUCAUCGAGCAUCGCGGAUUUACUACAAUGGCCCACUAUCAGCUUCCUCAGAUUCUUCUCAACCAGAACUCCCGCGUCCUUCAAUUUGCAACCCACACAUUCGAUAUUUGUUUGUUCGAGAGCUUUGCACCUCUAGUGACUGGUGCAUGCGUCUGUGUCCCAUCUGAGUAUGACCGACUGAACAACCUGGUCGGCGCCAUCAACGGUCUGAGAGUGGAUUGGAUCAUCAUGGUGUCAACGGUUGCAGAUACCUUCCAUCCGGACGAAGUACCAGGGCUCAAAUCAAUGGUCCUCGGAGGCGAACCGCUUCGUGCUGAUAUCCAUGACCGAUGGGCUAAUCGAGUCUCCCUUUUCAACGACUACGGCCCAGCAGAGUGCUCUAUCCUGGCGGUGAUGACUAGAUCGUUGCCUGAUACUCCUCCAUCGAUGAUAGGGAAGGGUCAGGGGUGCAGGACUUGGGUCACCGACAAGGCAGACUCUAACCGCCUACUUCCCAUCGGCUGUAUCGGCGAGUUGCUCGUUGAGGGUCCUCUUCUUGCGAGGGGCUAUCUCAAGAAUCCAGAUAAGACGGCGGAAUCCUACAUCGCUGCUCCUGCAUGGGCGUCCUCUAUUGAGCCUCCGCCUACGAGACUGUACAAAACUGGAGAUCUAGUCCGGUACACGAAGGAUGGCAACAUGACCUGCUUAGGUCGCAAGGAUACACAGAUCAAAAUCCGCGGCCUUCGUGUUGAGCUAGGGGAAAUCGAACACCAUAUCAAGAUGAGCUCGUUUGGAGCCCAACACCUUGCUGUUGAGAAGAUUCUUCUUGGUGGAGACAUCGAAAAGGCGGCUCUGGCUGCGUUUCUCGUGCCUUCGGCCGAGGAGAUUGGAGACAGCCAAAACGAAAUUCUUCCCUUAUCCGACGCACUAAACACCAAGUUCUUGCAGCUAAGAGAUCAUGUUGGACAGUCCCUGCAGACUUACAUGGUCCCAUCUCUGUUUAUACCACUCCAGAGAAUGCCGGAGACACAGACCGGGAAAAUUGACCGCAAUGCAUUGAAGAGAAUCGGAGCCGGCUUGACACCAAGCCAAGUUGAGGCUUACUCUCUUGCAGAUGCUGAAGACUCAGCUCCACGACGCGCCCCGUCAACGGCCAUCGAGAUGAUACUCCAGUCGAUCUGGGCACAGCUACUGAAUAUUGACCCUGUAUCUAUCGGCGCCGACGACAGCUUUUUCAAGAAGGGCGGCGACAGUAUCAAAGCAAUGAGGCUAACUUCCAUGGCGAGAUCGGAAGGCUACAAGCUGAUUGUCGCGGAUAUCUUCAAGAACCCAGUGUUGGCUGAUAUGGCGAUGACAGUAGUUCCCGAGGAUGUCUCUGCGAUCCAAUCCAUAGUGCCGCCAUUCAAGCUCGCUUCAGGAGAUAUUGGUAACCUGAUUCAGGAAUCAUCCGCUCAAUGUGGAGUCGACAAGAGCGCUAUCGAGGAUAUAUAUCCAUGCACGCCUCUGCAAGCCGGCCUGAUGGAGCUUGCUACGCAACAAGGGACCGCUUACACAGCUCAAAGAGUCUUCCGUUUCCCCACCGAUAUUGAUAUCACUCGCUUCAAGACGGCUUGGACCCAGCUUGUCGCCCUCAAUCCGAUCCUGAGAACCCGAAUCGUUCUAUCAAAGACUGGGGCAAUGCAAGUCGUUGUCAAAGAAGGUGUUUCGUGGCAGCACGAGACCUCUCUCUCCAAGUAUACCGCAAGCGACAAGCUAGUUGAGAUCCACUACGGCAGCCCCCUUGCUCGGUAUGCUCUUGAUCUCGAACAUAGGCACUUCAUCUGGACUGUGCACCACGCCCUAUACGACGGGCACAGCGCCAACCUCGUCAUGGAACAGUUAGAAGCUCUCUACGAAGGGUCUCAGGUCGCACCUGCAGCGGGCUAUAACCAGUUCAUCAAGCUGAUCGAAGAUGUUGAUCCAACAGCCUCCAAUACUUUCUGGAGUCAACAGCUGAGUCAGGGCGCGCCCCAGAGCUUUCCUGCUCUUCCUUCGGCCACCUACCAACCAUCGCCUGAUCGCGAAGUCACAAAAUCCAUCGACAUCGUAUCGAGCGGAAACGACUUCAUGCUCUCAACGAUUCUUCGAGCCGCUUGGGCCAUUGUUACAGGUCGAUACAUGGGCUCUGACGGGGUCGCAUUCGCUGCCACUUUGUCUGGACGCAACGCCCCCAUCCCAGGCAUUGAGACCAUCGUCGGCCCAACUAUCACUACUGUGCCUAUUCAAAUUCAGAUGAACCAGACAUCCACUGUCACACAGUUCUUGAGCAGAUUGCAGCAACAACAAGCCGAUAUGAUUCCUUUCGAGCACGCAGGCCUCCAAAAUAUCUACGCUAUGGCAGGAGACAGGCAAAAUCUUAAGAAUCUCUUCGUCAUCCAGCAGCCGCUCGCGAAUCUUCAGGACAAGCGCCAAGGCAAUCUUCUCGAUGAAGUCCUCGACAAGGAUCUUCUUCUCGGCUUCCAUACCUAUGCCGUUGUUGUGGAGUGUAUGAUCAUGAGCGAAAAUAAAGUCGAUGUGGAGCUCCAGUUCGAUCAAAAAGCUUUGCCGGAAGCAUCGGCUCGAAAGGUUCUCGACCAAUUUGAACAUGUCGUUCAGCAACUGACCAAGGCACCUUCAUCCACUCCCCUUCGAGAUAUUGAGCUAGUCACGCCAGCGCACUUCCAGCAAAUGAUUGAAUGGAACAAUAUGGUUGACGUCCAGAACGUAGAGAACUGUGUUCAUAACAUCUUCCGCGAGCAAGUCAAACUCAGGCCAGAUGCGGAAGCGGUAUUAUCGUGGGAUGGCUCCCUUACUUACCAGCAGCUGGAUCAGCUAUCUGAGAAGCUGGCCGCUUACUUGGUUGAGAGAGGUGUCAAACCAGAAUACCUCGUGCCCAUGUGCUUCGACAAAUCUCUUUACGCAGUGGUCUCUAUGAUGGCAGUGCUCAAAGCUGGAGGCGCUUGCGUCCAUCUUGGGAGAACUCAGCCAAUCGCGCGCAUGAUCCAGAUCAUCCAGGAAACCGGUGCCAGCAUUGUUCUCACGGAUAGACUCCAUGCGGACCAGUUUGUGGGCAUUUCAGACACCAUUGUAAUUGAGGAAGAACUAUUCGCUACCCUCUCCUCGAGUGCGCAACUUCCUCAAGUUUCUUCAUCAAAUCCGGCGUUUGUCCUAUUCACUUCUGGUUCUACCGGAAAGCCAAAAGGUAUCGUGGUUGAGCACGGCUCGCUCUGUACCUCCUCCAAGGCACACGGCACGAACAGAAAAGUCGGCCCUCAUACCCGACUCCUUCAAUUUGCCGCCUAUACUUUCGAUGUGGCUACUGCAGAUGUAUUCACGACUCUCCAGCGUGGAGGCUGCAUCUGCAUACCCUCGGAAGAGGAGCGUGUUAACGACUUGCCUGGCGCCAUCAACCGGAUGAAGGCUAAUUAUGGGUUCUUGACUCCAACUGUCGCUGGCAUGCUGGAUCCACAGAGUGUUCCAACCCUGAAAACCCUCAUCUUGGGUGAGUGUAGCAUCCACUGCAUGGACGCGGUUCCGUUGACGUUGGAGAGCGAUCCCGCGAAUCUCGGCCGCCCAUCUGGAUGUCAUAUGUGGAUCGUCGACGCUGAGGACCACAACAAGCUUGCGCCCAUCGGGUCCGUUGGGGAAUUGAUGAUCGAAGGUAGAAUGGUCUCUCGCGGCUACCUCAACGACAAAGAAAAAACAGAUGCAGCCUUCAUCAUAAGCCCAACUUGGGCGCAAGGCAGCGGCCGUAUGUACAAGACGGGCGACCUCGUCAAGUACAGCGCCGAAGGCGAGAUUUGCUAUGUCAGUCGAAAGGAUUUCCAGGUCAAGCAUCAUGGCCAAAGGAUUGAACUCAGCGAGAUUGAGCACCACCUUGUCGCCGAUACCCGCGUGAAGCACGCCGUGUCACUGCUGCCGAAAGCAGGCUAUCUCAAGAAGAAGCUCAUCACUGUCCUAUCACUCGAGUCGCUGGCUUUGCCGCUCAAUGCAGACUCUCAGCUUGCGUUGAUUGCCGGGUUAGAUAAAGGCAUGGCGGAAAUACAGGUUACUUCCGUUCGCAACAAUCUGGCAACAAUCGUACCGGAGUACAUGGUUCCAGCCUUAUGGAUCGUUGUGCGCGCACUCCCCUUGACGUCGAAUGGAAAAAUGGAUAGAGUCACCAUCCUUAAAUGGAUUGAAGAGAUGGAAGAGCAUGUUUACGAAUUGAUAGCUGGUGGAGACGAUGACGAGGAUGAUUGGGCUACUGCGGCCACCGUACAACAGAAGCGACUACAAGAGAUCUUAGUCGAGGUUCUUGGCUUGCCCGGAAUCAACAUGAACCGGUCAUUCCUGGAUCUAGGCGGCGACAGCAUUACUGCUAUGCAACUCCGCGCGAAGGGACAAGCGCAGGGUAUUUCCCUGAGUGUGAGGGAUAUCAUCACUUGCGAAAGCAUUUCUCAUCUCGCUAUGCAAGCAAAGUUCUUUGAAGAAGGUGUCAACGGGGUUGAAGAGGUGGUUGGGAAGCCGUUCCCAUUGACUAACUGGCAGCAAUUGUGCGUUCAAUCUACCACUGUGCAAGCUCAGACAAUCGUACUGCGACUAGCAGAAUCCACUACGGUACCAAAGCUUGUCCGAGCCAUCGAGGCGCUUAUCCAGCAACAUUCUAUGCUUCGGGCACGACUUACGCGAAAUGCCGAAGGAAGCUGGAGACAAAUUAUCACCAAAGAACUCACCGGGUCCUACGCUUUCGAAGCGCACACUUUGUCCACGAAGGCAGAGCUUGACUCUUUCUUACCAAAAAUGGAAGAAAUCCUAGACAUCGAAACCGGGCCUCUCUUCACAGUCCAUCUUUUCGACGUAGUAGAAACAGCCGAGGAGCAGCAGCUGAUCGCAAUCACGAUCCAUCGUUCAAUUGCAGAUUUGACUUCAGUGAACAUCGUUGUAGAGGAUCUCCAAGAGCUAUUGCAGGGUGGCAUGAUUUCUUCUAAGAAGGCGGCCCCAUUCCAAUCGUGGCUCAAUGAAGAAGAGGUCGUCAAUGGAGAAGGGAUCAAAUUCAACAUAUCCGCAUGGGGUAUCUCAGAUCCAGACGAACUCAAGGCAAAGACGGUUGAGAAGUCGCUUGCCCUUUCAACCGACACAUCUUCGCUGCUAUUGGGCAUCAGCAAUGGCGCGCUUUCUACACAACCUUCGGACAUCAUCAUUGCUUCUCUCGCUCAAGCCUUAGCUGCAAGCAAUCUACCCACAACCGUUUCAAUCAAAGAGGAUGGCCGGAACUCCAGGACUGUGGGACAAUUCAAUCGCAUCCGUCAGUUCGACGAAAGUGGUAGCCAGGACUUGAUCCAGCUCCUCAGCAAAGUCAAGGAUUCUCGCGUCCAGAAUGAGGCCAAUCUAACCCUGAUGAAAUCACCACCAACCUUCACGGGAGUUCUCUUCGAAUAUGUGGACGAAACCACCCUUGGUCACGGCAACGAAAUUGCCCUAGAUUCCAUCAAAGCCUCCCAACAGGAGCCUCAGGGGCCUUCUGCGGUCCUCGACGUCUCCGCAACAGUCUUCCAUGGCAGCAUCACCAUUAAGAUACUGGUGCACAGUGUCCGCCUCGCCAUUCAAGAGUCAAUCUAUGGCCUUGUCGAUAAUCUCGCAUUUUCCAUACCGGUCUUUGCGGAGAAGCUGGCUACGAUCCCUAGCAUGGCCACGUUGACCGACUACCCUCUGCUCAAGAUGACGUACGACCACCUCGCUGAGUUCGAAAACGCAAUCCGCCAUGUCGGUCUAUCCUUCGAUCAUAUCGAAGAUAUCGUGCCUUGCACACCACUCCAGACCCGAAUGCUAGCCAGUCAGCAACGAACGCCAGGGACGUACCAGUCCAAUACCGCCCAUAUCGUCUCCGCCCCUGGUGAUAGCGAAGUCGACAAUGCGAAGCUUGGCUUGGCCUGGGAGAAGAUAGUAGCGCGCCACGAAGCCCUUCGCACUGUGUUCAUUCCGUCUGUGAUCCGAUCGGGCGAAUAUGACCAGGUCGUCCUCAAAGACUACAAGGCUACUAUUAGCAUUCUCACCGAGUGCAAUAAAUCCGAAAUCCUCGAAAUCGUUCAGACACACACCUCACUCACUCGCGCCUCCAACCCGCAAGCCGCAUUCACGGUAUUCAAGUGUAAGCCUGGAGAAGAUGUCUACUGCAAACUCGAGAUCAGCCACGCGCUUCAAGACGGCAUGUCGACACGGAAAAUCUAUCAGGACCUCGUCCUCGCGUAUCAGGACCUCCUGGCGGCGGGCCCGGCUCCCAGCUUCCGCCGGUACGUUGAAUGGAUUGAGAAACAGGACUUGGCGUCCUCGAUCAACUUCUGGACAAGAUACUUGGGAGAGAGCAAGGCAUGCCAUAUGCCUCGCCUCGGACACGCAACCGAACAGGCCAAGGGCGAGCACCAACUCAUCGGAUUCCCGGAACUGGGUGUCUCGGCCGCCGACAUUACGAACAUGUGCAGAGCGAACAACCUCACCCCUGCUACACUCUUCCAAGCGGCGUGGGUCCUUGUCCUGCGCCACUUUACCAAGCAGCAGGAUGUUCUAUUCGGCUACAUCACGGCAGGGCGAGAUAUCGACAUCCCUGGCAUCGAAGACAUCGUCGGCCCAAUGAUCAACAUGCUCGCAUGCGGCAUGCACGUCGAUAGCAACAUGACGAGUGGAAAGUUGCUGAAGGCGACGCACGAGAGCUGGCUGCAGACGCUGGAGCACCAGCACGGGUUGGUCGCUGCGGCUGCGGCGGUAGAGAAGAGAGAUGGACGGCUACCGUGGAACUCGGUCUUGAGCUUCGAGUAUUCUGGGUCUGACGAUACCGGCGCGGAUGCGUACUUCCCCACUAGCGACGGCAUUGCUGGGUCGUCGCCGCUGAACUUCGAGACUGUCUACGGCACCAGAGCGCCUGAGUUUGAUGUUGUGCUCGGUGUCUUGCUGGGUGAGAGGAGUGUGGAGGUGCAAUUGGGGUAUUGGGAUGGGGUGAUUGAGAAGGCGGUCAUGGAUGAGGUGCUGGUCAUGUACAAGAGGGUUUUGGAGGAGUGGGUUCGAGAUGGGGAUCUCGGGGAUCGCAUUGGGGAGAUGAAGAUUGCGGUGUAGAGCCAUGGAAAUUGGACUACCGUUUGACCGACCGAAGAAGUGCUAGCCGGGGUACUCCUUACAGUGGUACCCGGUGAGCAAGAGGGAAGCCCGACGAGUGAGAUGUCCGUGUGCACAAAGUUAUGGCCUAGUACCGUACUGUUUUUUUUUUGGUUUCGUUUUCAUGCUUGUUGAUUUUGGA
This is a messenger RNA of Mytilinidion resinicola, 15706 nucleotides long. RefSeq names its product amino acid adenylation. Bases 1 to 15525 code for a protein of 5174 amino acids. The record is from RefSeq and is a predicted model, not a curated record. Gene Ontology annotation, biological process: amino acid activation for nonribosomal peptide biosynthetic process; secondary metabolite biosynthetic process. Gene Ontology annotation, molecular function: phosphopantetheine binding; catalytic activity. NCBI's taxonomy places the organism in Eukaryota, Fungi, Ascomycota, Dothideomycetes, Mytilinidiales, Mytilinidiaceae. Gene Ontology annotation, cellular component: cytoplasm. The transcript has 5 exons.